ACACGGAUCCACAUCAUGCCCACGAUGAAUCCGGACGGCUUCGAGGCGUCUGGACGAGACUGCAUGUACUCAUCCGGCAGGUUUAAUAAGAACGGCGUGGACCUGAACCGGAACUUCCCCGAUGCGUUCUUUACAGACGAUGUACUGGUGAGGGAGAGGGAGGUGACCGCCAUGAUGGACUGGUUUAAAACCGAACCCUUCAUCCUCUCGGCUAACCUGCACGGGGGGGCGGUGGUGGCCAGUUACCCCUACGAUAACAGCAACAGUGGCAGUGAGCUGCAGCGGGACUCCAGUCUCACAACUGAUAACGACGUCUUCGUCCACCUCGCCAAGACCUACUCGUACAACCACAGCAGCAUGCACACCAACAACACCUGCUACGGUUCCAAAGAGUUCAGCGAUGGCAUCACCAACGGGUACAGCUGGUACCCACUGGAAGGUGGGAUGCAGGAUUAUAACUACGUGUGGGCGCAGUGUUUGGAGAUCACGCUCGAACUGUCCUGCUGUAAAUUUCCUCCAGAAGAAGAUCUGCCGGCUCUGUGGGAGGCCAACAGACGGGCGCUGCUGGCCUACAUGCAGCAGGUCCAUCUAGGUGUUAAAGGUCAAGUGUUUGUCUCGAAUGGAACUCCGGCUCAGAGCGCUGUGGUGGAGGUGAAGGGGAGGAAGAACCUCUGUUCGUUCAUGACCAAUCAGAACGGAGAAUAUUACAGACUCCUGCUGCCAGGACUCCACACCAUCACGGUGACGUACCCGGGACACGAGACCCUCACAGAGACCAUCACGGUACCGUACGGUCCGGACUCCUUCAGCGCUCUGACGCACAACUUUCAGCUUCAGAAAAGUACCAACAGUACAGUGCAGUACAGAACAGAAUCCACGUGUCCAUCACCCGACUACAGAUACACAGAGAACCAGAGCGCCGCCCUGCUGGCCGACACCGUCGCCGCACUUACCGUCCUGACGCUUCACAAACUGCUGCUGAUGCUGCUGGAGAACUGAUGGAAAUAAAACACGAACAUUUUA
Molecule: messenger RNA, 1023 nt
Organism: Trichomycterus rosablanca
Lineage: Eukaryota; Metazoa; Chordata; Actinopteri; Siluriformes; Trichomycteridae
Product: carboxypeptidase M-like
Exons: 6
Coding region: 16-999 (327 amino acids)
Biological process (GO): peptide metabolic process; protein processing
Molecular function (GO): zinc ion binding; metallocarboxypeptidase activity
Source: RefSeq, a predicted model, not a curated record